Sinocyclocheilus rhinocerous is the source of this 1726-nucleotide messenger RNA. Its product is annotated as thrombomodulin-like. Lineage: Eukaryota; Metazoa; Chordata; Actinopteri; Cypriniformes; Cyprinidae. The transcript is spliced from 2 exons. Gene Ontology annotation, molecular function: calcium ion binding; transmembrane signaling receptor activity. Bases 181 to 1698 code for a protein of 505 amino acids. Gene Ontology annotation, cellular component: membrane. The record is from RefSeq and is a predicted model, not a curated record.
AAGCACAGUUAGUGGCGUCGCGGGAUCUCUGCCAGAUAACACGAACUUCCUUUCAUUUUUAGAGACAUGGAUGUCAUUAUAAAUGCGGCACGGCACACCUCGAACUCAUGAACGUGCUAUCAACACGCUGGUCAUUUCUCCGUAACUUCGUGAAGACCGUUACAUAACGCGCCAGCAGAGAUGAGAGACAUCAUAGGAUUGGCGCUGGUGCUCGUUGUUCUGAGGGUUCGAGGGGAAAACAUCAAUGACGGCUAUUGUGUGGAUGGAAAAUGCUUCGUCUUCCACGUAGACAGUGCGAGUUUUGACGCUGCCCAGCUCGUCUGUCAAGAGAAAGGAGGACAUCUGAUGACCGUGCGCACCGAAAACGCGGCCGAUGGUCUCGGGGGGUUGUUAAACGGCGCUUCUGGAGACUUUUGGCUUGGGCUGAAAUACGCCGGCGAUCAGUGUUCAAACUCAAACGAUGGAUUGAAGGGAUACAGAUGGGUCACUGGAGACAACAAAACCCAAUACGUCAACUGGAAAAGCGACUUGAGGGUUUGUUCUCCACUAUGUGUUUCUGUAUCACAAAAAGUUCUCAAAUGGACCGAAAGACCAUGCAAUGACAGAAUCGAAGGUUAUUUGUGCGAAUACGACAACCCCGGUUACUGUCUGCCGCUUAGCAUCCACGCACCAGUCUCAUAUCAAACUCACUUCGGAUUUACAGCAAAGGAAGAACUCAAAGAGAUUCCUCAAUUCACCAAUGGGACACUGCAGCCGCUGAGAACGAGACACAUUUGCUUCGAAGGCGAGUGGCAUAAUGCACCUUGGAGUUGUGAAGUUUUUGUUGGUGGAUGCGAUUAUAAGUGCAUUCAGAAAGGGCAAAGCUACGCCUGCAUCUGUCAGCCUGGGUUCGAACUCGACACCAACGGAGUCGCUUGCAACAAACAGGACGAUGACCCUUGCGCUGAAUGUGAACACAAAUGCACGCGAGCCGGCGAUGCAUUAGCUUGCACGUGUCGCCCGGGGUUUCAACUAAGUGCAGAUGGCAAGUCUUGCGAAGAAUGCAAACCCGGCUUUCACAUUGAAGGUGGCGUUUGCGUUGAUGACGACAAAUGCGAGUCUGCGCCGUGCGAGCACUACUGCAUCAACACUGACGGUAGCUAUCACUGUGAGUGCUUUGAGGGAUUUAUUCAGUCGAUGGAGGACAUGCACAAAUGUAAAAUGCACUGUGAGAAAAACAUCUGCCCAGCGGAAUGUGAUCCCAACAACAACGCCCAGUGCAGCUGCCCCGAUGGUUUCCUAGUUGAAGAGCAAUCUUGCCUUGACAUAGAUGAAUGCGAUAGUGGUUACUGUGACCAUGCAUGUGAAAAUACACCUGGAGGAUUUCAAUGUUCUUGCGAUGAAGGAUACGUGCUUAAAGACAGCACCAGAUGUAUGAGAGAAGACUUCGAGGGUUCGGGCAGCUCAACGCCUUUUGAUAUUUUUAUUCCUACGAGCAGAUCUCCAACAGACAAGCCAGUGUCCAUCUCAGCUGGCAGUCUUUUAGUAAUAAUGUUUUGCAUGGUUGUUUGUAUUCUUUUACUGGUCUGCCUCGCUCACUGCAUAAUGAGACGUCUUAGUAAAAUGCACCAUUACGAUGUGGACAAAGGCCACGAUGAAAUCUUCGAUUUUCAACAGAGCUCUCAGAAUGGAAUAUAUAUUUAUACUGAUCCUUUUUGAAUUGUGCAUCAACACUGAAGUUGUGAAG